Messenger RNA from Eublepharis macularius, 4853 nucleotides. RefSeq names its product lysine acetyltransferase 7 (gene KAT7). The record is from RefSeq and is a predicted model, not a curated record. Gene Ontology annotation, biological process: regulation of DNA-templated transcription. Lineage: Eukaryota; Metazoa; Chordata; Lepidosauria; Squamata; Eublepharidae. Gene Ontology annotation, molecular function: zinc ion binding; histone acetyltransferase activity. The transcript is spliced from 15 exons. Gene Ontology annotation, cellular component: nucleus. The coding region runs from base 432 to 2267 and encodes 611 amino acids.
CUAAACCGAGUCUGGGUCGCUCUCCUGUCAACUGUAAGAAGCGGCCCAAUUGCCCAAUCCAAAGAUGGCCAUCCUCACUAUUGUAAAUGAGAAAAACUGCCCGCUACCAAGAUGGCCGCUGCUCUUCGCAAGAGUCGCCUUCUCAAGGCGCCAGUCCCGACUCUAAUAUGGCGGAGUGCCGCUGGCGUGAAGUAAGGUUCGUCUGCGUCACGUGACAGGCAGGACGGGGGUGUGUAUCCCUGUCGUGUGUCCCGGCGGAAGAGUGGAGGGAGUCGGCUAAAAGGUCGCAGCUGGAAAAGAAGGAGCAACAAAGCGGCGCAGCCUGGCGCUGGAGAACCGUAGACACGCCAGUCACCACGGAUACCGCCGGAGCAAACGCAGUGGCUGGGACGCAGCCACCUUCGCUACCUCCGCCGCCUCCUCCACCGAGGAUGUCGCGCAGGAAGAGAAAUGCAGGCAGCAGUUCUGAUGGAACUGAAGACUCUGAUUUCUCUACGGAUCCAGAGCAUACGGACAGUUCAGAAAGCGAUGGAAUGUCACGCCAGUCAGCACGGGUGACCCGCUCCUCUGCCAGGCUCAGCCAGAGCUCUCAAGAUUCCAGUCCAGUUCGUAAUCCCCCAUCAUUUGGAGCAGAGGAACCUGUUUAUUCUACCAGGAGGGUAACUCGCAGUCAGCAGCAGCCUGCACCUGUGACGCCCAAAAAAUACCCACUCCGGCAGACCCGCUCGUCUGGAUCUGAAACGGAGCAAGUGGUUGAUUUUUCUGACAGAGACGCUAAAAAUGCUGCCGACCAUGAUGAGUCCCCACCCCGCACACCAACUGGAAAUGCUCCAUCUUCAGAGUCUGAUAUUGAUAUCUCCAGUCCCAACAUGUCUCAUGAUGAGAGCAUCGCCAAGGAUAUGUCCAUGAAGGAUUCUGGGAGUGACCUGUCUCAUCGCCCCAAACGCCGUCGCUUCCAUGAAAGCUACAACUUCAACAUGAAGUGUCCCACCCCAGGGUGCAAUUCUCUAGGACACCUGACGGGGAAACAUGAGAGACACUUCUCCAUAUCUGGAUGCCCGCUAUAUCAUAACCUUUCAGCUGAUGAAUGCAAGGUGAGAGCGCAGAGCCGUGAUAAACAAGUGGAGGAGCGGAUGCUGUCUCACAGGCAAGAUGACAAUAACAGGCACGCCACCAGACACCAGGCACCAACAGAAAGACAGCUGAGAUACAAAGAGAAAGUAGCAGAGAUGAGGAAGAAGAGGAACACUGGGCUGACAAAGGAGCAGAAGGAAAAGUAUAUGGAACACAGACAAACCUAUGGCAACACCCGGGAACCUCUUUUAGAAAACUUGACCAGCGAAUAUGACCUUGAACUUUUCCGCCGAGCACAAGCCAGAGCCUCCGAGGACUUGGAAAAGCUGCGACUUCAGGGUCAGAUCACAGAAGGCAGCAACAUGAUCAAGACCAUUGCCUUUGGCCGCUAUGAGCUGGACACUUGGUAUCAUUCUCCCUACCCGGAGGAGUAUGCGCGGCUGGGACGUCUGUACAUGUGUGAGUUCUGCCUCAAGUACAUGAAGAGCCAGACGAUACUACGCAGGCACAUGGCCAAAUGUGUCUGGAAGCAUCCUCCUGGGGAUGAAAUUUACCGCAAAGGCUCCAUUUCGGUGUUUGAAGUAGAUGGGAAGAAGAACAAGAUCUACUGCCAGAAUCUGUGUCUUCUGGCAAAGCUCUUCUUGGACCACAAGACUCUGUACUACGACGUGGAGCCUUUUCUCUUCUAUGUCAUGACCGAAGCAGAUAAUACUGGUUGCCACCUCAUAGGCUACUUUUCAAAGGAGAAGAAUUCGUUCCUCAACUACAACGUCUCCUGCAUCCUGACAAUGCCUCAGUACAUGAGACAAGGUUACGGCAAAAUGCUUAUCGACUUCAGCUAUUUACUUUCCAAAGUGGAAGAGAAGGUUGGCUCCCCAGAACGGCCGCUUUCAGACCUAGGCCUUAUCAGCUACCGAAGUUAUUGGAAGGAGGUCCUUCUUCGGUAUUUGCAUAACUUCCAAGGCAAAGAAAUCUCAAUCAAAGAGAUCAGCCAGGAGACGGCUGUCAACCCUGUUGACAUUGUUAGCACUCUGCAAGCGCUUCAGAUGCUUAAGUACUGGAAGGGCAAACACCUGGUCUUAAAGAGACAGGAUCUCAUUGACGAGUGGAUAGCCAAAGAGGCCAAAAGGUCCAACAGCAAUAAAAUCAUGGAUCCCAGCUGUUUGAAAUGGACCCCUCCCAAAGGAACUUAAUGGACUGAUCUCUCCAAGAAGCAUGGAUGACGCCCCCCUCCCCCGCCGUUGCCACCAUUCCCUUCCCAGCAUUAAGAUCUGUCCCAUGGGAUAAGUGGAUGUGUUGUUGAUACUGAGCCCCCUUUUCCGUGUGCUCCUAGGUUGUCCUAUUCUGUUUGGGACCACUUGACUCCAGUCCCUUUGUACACACAGCAGUUGUUUGGAGGAAUUUUCUUACAUGCUAGCCUUGGCAAGGUUGCCAAGAUCAGACGGUUUUGUGCAUGGUGUGCUGAAGUGGUCCUCAGGAGGGGCUGUGCACGCUAUACUGUCCCUUUCUACUCGCUGCUCUCGGAGUCACAGGGUUAUCUUGCCCACAGGGCUGUGUUUUGCAACUCAGCAUCUUGCCAGUUUCAGCCUACUGCUUCCACAGCCACUUUGUAAGUGUGAAUGCAUUGCCUCCCCCCACACUAGGCACUGAACACUCAGUGGGCUGCCUCAGAAUCUGCAAUGCACUGCAUUCAUUUGCAGGUCUGAGCAUCGCCUGGCUCUUGCCAGGGGCCCAUGCAAAAAAUCUUCCCUACCAUGUUCUUCUUUCUCUUCCCCUCAACACACACUGCCCUGAAGGGUUCUUAUUUCAGAAGCUAGAGACACUAUUCACAUUGCUUUCAUGUCCUUGCUGUUCAGAAUGUUUAGGUGGUACAUUUGCACCAAUCCCUUCCCUUGGGGUGGGGGGAGUUGCAUAAACUGUCAGACUGUGCAGCUGGCACGCUGACUGCCCAUGAGGAGGGGGGGGUGUGCAACACACCAUGACAAAUAAUGCACCAUUGCACCUGCUUGUGCUUCUGAGGUCUCAUUGGGAGUGAGGGAUGCCACCACCUGAUGUGCAUUCAUGUUGAGCAAAAUCCUCCCUAAAUAGCUUUAAAUAUAGUCAGUUCCCAUGCUUUAGAAGAACUUGGCAGAGGUUUUUUCCCGCCAUUGAAGAGAGUGAGUCUCCAGAUCAGCAUCUCCCCCUCGGCACAGUGCCUUCUGCCUCGGCCUUUUUUGCCCUUUUGGAUUUCCUCCUGCUCCAAAGAAAGCUACAGCCCAAGGAAAAUGUGUAUUAACCCCACAGCAGCAUCUGCUGAAGACUCUGCUGGCCAGAGGAUGCCCACCUAUUCACCCACAGCACCUUGCUGUCCAGAUAUGGCACUGCUCCGUGCUUGUGGCGAGGCCUCCAAAGCCAGUGGCACUAGACCCUCUAGAGCAGGUUGAGUGGCUUGGCACUCCAUCUGGUGGCAUUUUGCGUGACAGCUACACUGGCUUGGCUGUAGGCUGCGCUGAUGCAUUUUUGCAGUCCUCUUUUGCUGUUAUAGGACCAUCCAGGGCCACCUGCUUGUUCUCCAUCACAACCUUGGUCCCUUUGUUGCUUUUGAGUGAGGUGGGGAAAUUUGAUCGAACAGCACAUUUGCAGUGCUGCAUGCGAGAAUGCUGAGAUCCCCACGGCUGCCGAGAGCUCCCAAAGCUGCUGAGGGCAGAUGGUCACAGUUUACCCCAGGCAUUUCUUUAAUGGCUUUCUCUACGGAAGUUGCAUGGCGCUCUUGUUCAAAUACCCCUAUAAUGCAGGAUGUCUCAGAAAAAUCCCCACUCCAGGAUGGAGCAGUUGGUUGCAUGUGGGUGUUUGUCACUAGAUGAUGACAUCCUUGGAAAAUUUUGCUGGAAGUCUCUUCAAAAACAGGUCCAUGAAUGCAGGUGGCAUCAUUUGGGCAGUAAUCUUGCCCAUGCCUGUUUUCAGGGUAGGGCCAUCACUCCAUUCUUCAAAGCAUUUUAGAUCACUAAAAUGAGUUGAGACCAUCUGCUGCCCUCUGUGCCUGGCAGUUGCUGUGGCUGCUGGUACCACAUUCUUGCCCACUUAAAAGACUUGGAAAAUCGCUUUUCUGUCAUUCACAUGAGCCUUUGGUGGCCUUUACAAGCUUCUGGGCAGCUACUGAGAAUUGAGUGUUGUACCUGCGGAUUGUUUUGGAUUGCCUUAAGAUGGAGUGUGUGUGCAUGUGCAUGUGUUUUACCCUUCAGCAUCCACUGUGAACAAGUGUGGGGAUAUAACUUAAAAUGUGACAUUUGGUGAAAUCUCCUCUUCACCCUCUCCAGACAGAUUGCCCUGGGGGCAUAACAGGAGGCCCUCCCACCCUUUGUUCACCCUCCAAGCGUGGUGUGGUCUCUGGCAAAGAAUAAGCUUGAGGCAUCAAUUGCAACCUCUUUUUCAAGCUAGACUUCAAAAAAAAAGUCACCUUGUCCUGCUGGGAAUGAGAUGAACUGUAGUUCAAAGCCGAUCUUAUUCCAGCACAGAUCUUUUUCCUGCAAGCAGUCCUGUGGCUGGUGCCUGGUGCUUGUGUUUUUGUUGUCUUUCCACUGGCAUUCUGAACCAAUUUCUGUACUCAUUACUGGCAAUUGUCAUUCACCACCCUCAGCUUCUAGGUUAUAACCUACGGUGGGGUGGCACAUACUCAACUCUCUUUUGUGGGGAUGGGAGGCUGGCUGUCUUUGUAGAAGGCAGAUCUCUCCAUGCCCAGGAUAUGUUAGAAUAUGCUACCAGUGUAUCUAUUUCUCAAUAAAGCAUGUUCUCUGCUGUAA